CCUUCGAGAAUUGAGCUCUCCCAAAGAAUGAGUAGUAUAGUAUGUAGAGGAUGUGUUAUUGUGGUCAUCCCUUACAUCAGUUAGCAGAAUAUAAAGCAUCUCUGAUCCAAUCACUUCCUCUUGUUCAUGCCAAAACAAAACCCUUCUACAGUUACUCAUCUAUACAACUCCAAGAGGCUCUUUUUGCAUGAGACAUCAUCUCUCGUAAAACAACCAACCCUUCAAUCAUCACAUCUUCCUCAGUCAAAAUUCUCAACACACUUCCCAAUCACACACUUUUCCCAUUUCACCAUUCACACUUUUCUUUCCCUCCCUCCCUCACUCCUAUUAUUAUUGUUGUUCCUUAAUUUUGGAACCUUGCCUCAAACCUUUUCUUCCUAUAAUAACGUCUUCUACAUACACACUCCUCCUUACUAGGUUGUCUUUUUAGCCUUUUGGAUUUGGUUACCUUUUUUCUUUUGGUGCAAAACAUUCCCCACCCUUUGGACCAUAGUGGUAUAUUGAAGCCUAAAAGGUGAGAGAGAUUUGAAAGAGAGUGAUGAGAAACACUGAAGCAACACAUGAAGCUAUGGAGAUAGAAGCAAGUAGGCCUUCAGGAAAUGGAGCAGCACUUCCAGGGCUGAGUCCUUUGAGUGAGACCCUAUGGAGAGAGAAAGCUAACACAGAUAUCAUUGGAGAUGUCUCAGCAAGACUCACAUGGAAGGAUCUAACUGUGAUGGUUACUCUUAGCAAUGGUGAGACACAAAAUGUUUUGGAGGGUUUAACUGGUUAUGCUGAACCUGGAACCUUCACUGCUCUCAUGGGACCUUCAGGUUCAGGAAAAUCUACUCUUCUUGAUGCUCUCUCUAGUCGUCUUGCUGCAAAUGCUUUCCUCUCAGGAACCAUCCUCCUCAAUGGUCGAAAAGCCAAGCUCUCUUUUGGCACUGCUGCUUAUGUGACACAAGAUGACAACUUGAUUGGUACCUUAACAGUACGAGAAACAAUCUCAUACUCAGCUCGUUUGCGUUUGCCGGAUAAGAUGCCAUGGUCAGAUAAGAGAGCUUUGGUUGAGAGUACCAUUGUGGCAAUGGGUCUUCAAGACUGUGCUGACACAGUGAUUGGAAAUUGGCACUUGCGUGGGAUCAGUGGUGGAGAGAAGAGAAGGGUUAGCAUUGCCUUGGAAAUCUUGAUGAGGCCUAGAUUACUUUUCCUUGAUGAGCCAACUAGUGGACUUGACAGUGCUUCAGCUUUCUUUGUGACUCAGACGCUACGUGCCUUGGCAAGGGAUGGAAGAACAGUGAUAGCUUCCAUUCAUCAACCAAGUAGUGAAGUGUUUGAACUAUUUGAUCAAUUGUACUUGCUUUCUGGGGGCAAAACUGUUUAUUUUGGCCAAGCUUCGGAAGCAUAUGAGUUCUUUGCACAAGCUGGCUUUCCGUGCCCUGCUUUGAGGAACCCUUCUGAUCAUUUCCUUAGGUGCAUCAAUUCUGACUUUGACAAAGUCAAAGCCACUCUUAAAGGGUCCAUGAAACUCAGGUUUGAGGGAAGUGAGGAUCCACUGGACAGGAUCACUACUGCUGAAGCAAUCAGAACUCUUAUUGAUUACUACCGCACUUCUCAGCACUCUUAUGCUGCAAGACAAAAAGUGGAUGAGAUAUCCAAAGUUAAGGGAACAGUUCUUGAAGCAGGAGGAAGUGAGGCCAGUUUCUUGAUGCAGUCUUACACCUUAACCAAACGUUCAUUCAUCAACAUGUCAAGGGACUUUGGAUACUACUGGCUUAGGCUUGUUAUCUACAUUGUAGUCACUGUUUGCAUUGGAUCCAUUUAUUUGAACGUGGGCACAGGCUACAACUCAAUUCUGGCUAGGGGUUCAUGUGCAUCUUUUGUCUUUGGUUUUGUCACCUUCAUGUCAAUUGGUGGAUUCCCUUCAUUUGUUGAAGACAUGAAGGUUUUCCAAAGGGAGAGGCUUAAUGGCCACUAUGGUGUCACUGCAUUUGUCAUAAGCAACACUUUAUCUGCAAUGCCCUUCUUGAUAUUAAUCACUUUCCUCUCUGGCACAAUUUGUUACUUCAUGGUUCGCCUACACCCUGGAUUUUGGCAUUACUUGUUCUUUGUGUUGUGCCUUUAUGCCAGUGUCACAGUUGUUGAAAGCUUAAUGAUGGCAAUUGCUAGCAUUGUCCCCAACUUCCUCAUGGGUAUCAUUAUUGGAGCAGGGAUUCAGGGCAUAUUCAUGUUGGUCUCUGGCUACUUUAGGCUCCCACAUGAUAUACCAAAGCCAGUCUGGCGCUACCCAAUGUCAUACAUCAGUUUCCACUUCUGGGCAUUACAGGGUCAGUACCAAAAUGAUUUGAGGGGCUUGGUAUUUGACAAUCAGACACCAGAUCUUCCAAGGAUUCCAGGUGAGUACAUCUUGGAAAAAGUGUUCCAAAUUGAUGUCAACAGAUCCAAGUGGAUAGAUUUGAGUGUGAUUUUCAGUAUGAUUGUCAUCUACCGCAUUAUUUUCUUCAUCAUGAUCAAAAUCAAUGAGGAUGUUACACCAUGGGUAAGAGGGUACAUUGCUAGGAGAAGAAUGCAGCAAAAGAGUGGAACUCAGAAUACAACAAUUGCACCUGAUGUUCUCACUCAAUCACCAUCUCUCAGAACCUAUGUUGCCAAUCAAACAAAAUGAAGUCAUCAAAGUUUGACUCAGGAAUGAAGCUUUAUCAAGUAGGAUUA
Molecule: messenger RNA, 2691 nt
Organism: Abrus precatorius (Indian licorice)
Lineage: Eukaryota; Viridiplantae; Streptophyta; Magnoliopsida; Fabales; Fabaceae
Product: ABC transporter G family member 11
Exons: 10
Coding region: 539-2644 (701 amino acids)
Cellular component (GO): membrane
Molecular function (GO): ABC-type transporter activity; ATP hydrolysis activity; ATP binding
Source: RefSeq, a predicted model, not a curated record